Schizosaccharomyces octosporus yFS286 is the source of this 2385-nucleotide messenger RNA. RefSeq names its product nucleoporin Nup107. The record is from RefSeq and is a predicted model, not a curated record. Gene Ontology annotation, cellular component: nuclear pore; nuclear pore outer ring. NCBI's taxonomy places the organism in Eukaryota, Fungi, Ascomycota, Schizosaccharomycetes, Schizosaccharomycetales, Schizosaccharomycetaceae. The coding region runs from base 1 to 2385 and encodes 794 amino acids. The transcript is spliced from 5 exons. Gene Ontology annotation, molecular function: structural constituent of nuclear pore. Gene Ontology annotation, biological process: mRNA export from nucleus; regulation of DNA-templated transcription; protein import into nucleus.
AUGUCCCAGCAUGUAUCAAACGAUGUUUCUAAGUUUACUAUAAGUCGCGGAAACGAAGAUUUAAGCUUUAAUGAGGAUGUCAUGCUCUUAGGACCAAACGGUAUGAAUGAUCUGGUUAUCUUUUCAAGACUAAUACCUGAAGAAACGCCCGUUACUUUUGAGCUUGGAGAUGAGUUUGAGUCAUUUGCGAAUACGUUUUUAGCAAAUAAAGACGACUUAUUCUCCAGUGAAGGAUUACUGACAAGCUUUUAUAAGCUUUGCGAAGAAAAAUAUUCAAAAGCCAGUAAAGAGGAAGAUGAAGAAUUAAUGAAUCAUUGGGGUUUGGAAUUACGCACAUGGGAUUUGAUACAGAGGAUCUAUUCAUUUCGAAACUCGGCGCAGGACCAAUCUAUAUCUUCACAUAUGUUUUCUUCCAUAGCUGUCUUAGAAGAAGAAUUCUAUUCCAAAUAUCCUGCUGCUUUUGAAAAUCACUUGGUAUUCAAUUGGUUACGCGAUAGUCCUGUUCAAGAACCUGACAUCGAAAUCCGGGGUAACCGCUGGUUCUAUACUCGUGAGAAUAUUAAGAAAAAUAGCCGGACACAUUCCAAAUUUUCUUUAGAAAAAAAAGACGAGAGUAACGUCUCAAAUUUGGACCCAGACGCUGACAUUCGUGAUGAGCGCCGCCUUGACGAACGAGAUGAUAACUAUGAUCGCCAAUUUAUCCGGGUUGCUUUCUCGCUCUAUCGAGCUGGUGAUUUCGAAGGUCUUUUGGACUUGUGCAGAAAAAGUGGAAAUUAUUGGCGUUCGGCAUCCCUGCAGGGUGCAUUUGAGUAUCGUAAUAGCGUGAUAGAUGAAGGCUUGCAUUCUGAAACUUUAGGUAAUAAAAGAAAGGAACUUUGGAGACGGACAUGUUUUGCUUUAACAAAAAACAAGCGUACCGAUGCUUAUGAACGUGCUCUGUAUGGCGCCCUCUGUGGUGAUUUGGAAUCCGUCUUAAAUGUCUGCACAUCAUGGGAGGAUGCUCUCUGGGCAUACUAUAACAGUAUGAAUCAAUAUCAUUUGGACGUGUACCUUUCUGAUAAAAUACCUCAACCAGAUACUCAUUUGCCGCCUAUUGAUAGCGGAAUCGGAUUAAGCCCAGAAGUUAUUUUUGAAGCUUUAGAUCAAUUUCCUCUAGAAGAGGUUCGUACUUCUGCUGCCCAUCCAUUAAGAAGAUUACAAGCUUAUAUCAUCUUAAAUCAAGUUGAUAAAUUAUUCACCUUAGCUCACCAACAGCUGGAGGCUGUACGAGCUGGAAGUACCGAGGGCAUUUUAGAACUUACUAGUCCAUCAAGUCUUCGAAUUAUGGUUCACCUGCUUCUUUUUAUGAGAAUAGCAGGCAUUCAUGUUGAUGCUUAUAUCUCGGAUUCUAUAAUACAGUCUUACAUUGAGCUGCUAGCCAGUUCAAAGAAGAACUCCUUGGUUCCCCUAUACAUUCCUUUCCUUUCAGAUCAUAUUCAAUAUGAAGCAUAUGCUCGAUUUUUAAAUCUUAUCGAAGAUGGAAAUCCUCGACUUGAGCAGCUCAGACUGGCGAAAAAGUUUGAGUUAGAUAUUGAUAGAGCUGCUUUGAUGAGUGUUUCACUUGCUUUUGAGAAAUUUGCCGAUGAUGCAGAGCAUUCGAUUGAAAUAAAUCUAAAAUCUCUAGACGAGCCAGUGCCCUUAGUUCAUACAAGGUUUAUAUCAACCUUAGAGUGGUUGAUUAUAACUUGCCAAUCUGACGAUUUGCUAGUGUAUGCAAACUGUGCCUUUCGAUAUUUCUUGUCUAGGGGAGAACUAAAUUCUGCAUAUUUAUUGUACACACGCCUUCCAGCUGAAACACUAGAUGUUUUGACUACAAGUGAAAUAGCUGCCGAUAAUAGUUCAAAAGUACAAACAGCGUAUGAAUUUAUGAAUUAUCGUGCUUUAUGUCGAGCUUUUCAUGUGCAUGAAGAAUGGAAUAAGUUAAUGAAUGAACCGAUUUUGAAUGACACCUCUUCAACAAAAGCUAGUGUUGCUUACAAAGAAUGGAAAAAGUCUCUUACACUUACAUCACGCAGAUGUAUAAAGCUGUUUACUGAGCUUCUUCGGGCUAAUUUCCUUCACCCAUCAACUAUGGAGUUGAACGAAGAUGAAGAAAAAGAACUCUGCAAUAAGUUGUAUCGUAUUCGAAAUAUAUAUGUACCCGAAAUUAUUUUAAAUCUUCAUGGUGUUUAUUUCCAUAAUGAAGACUAUAACGGCUGUUUUGCUCUUGCGAACGAGGUAGCAGGAGAGGAUCUUAAGCUUUAUCAUUGUCUUCUUGAAAGCGGAAGAAUUGAAGAGUACGCCGCUAGUUUAGGUGUUGUUGGAGAGCAUAGCCUUACUUCUUCUGAAGGAAUUUUUAGCAUUUAG